This is a messenger RNA of Clavispora lusitaniae ATCC 42720, 366 nucleotides long. RefSeq names its product mitochondrial 37S ribosomal protein uS13m. Gene Ontology annotation, cellular component: small ribosomal subunit; mitochondrion; ribosome. The record is from RefSeq and is a predicted model, not a curated record. Gene Ontology annotation, biological process: translation. Lineage: Eukaryota; Fungi; Ascomycota; Pichiomycetes; Serinales; Metschnikowiaceae. Gene Ontology annotation, molecular function: RNA binding; structural constituent of ribosome.
AUGGGUGUCCACAUCUUUGGAAAGUCUAUCAAGCACAACGCCUUGGUCAGAAUCGGCUUGGCGAAAAGAAUCUUUGGUGUCGGAUACACGACUGCCCAGCAGAUUUGCGCAAAAGUGGGCAUCUACCCAAGAAUGAGAAUGAACCAGUUGACCGAACCUCAAAUCAUGGCCAUCAACAAGGAGUUGUCAGACUUGACCAUCGAAGGCCACUUGAAACAGAGAAUAUUGGAAAACAUCCAACAAAAGAAGGAAAUCGGUUCUUACGCUGGUAACAGACAUGCGGCCGGUUUGCCUGUCCGUGGCCAAAGAACUAGAAACAAUGCUUCGACAGCCAAGAGAUUGAACAGACUCGACAGAAAGUUGUAA